GGAACAACUACCCAAUGACAGCGUAAAAGAGGCGUAACGUUCCCUAUUUAUUGUACUAUCCAGAAGGAGUCCGGUCUCGCCUGACGCAGAUUGCUGCUCUGCGGCUGCAUUACAAAGGAGUCUUCAAGGAUAAACAAGCAAGAUGUCCAAAGACGUCCCACGUGAGCCAGAGCAGCUCCGCAAGCUGUUCAUUGGAGGCCUUAGCUUCGAGACAACAGACGAGAGCUUGCGGGCUCAUUUUGAACAAUGGGGGUCCCUUACAGACUGCGUGGUCAUGAGAGACCCCAACAGCAAGAGGUCCAGGGGUUUUGGCUUUGUUACUUAUUCAUCAGUAGAGGAAGUUGAUGCUGCCAUGUCUGCCCGUCCCCACAAAGUGGAUGGAAGAGUUGUGGAGCCUAAGCGUGCAGUUUCCAGAGAGGACUCGAACCGUCCAGGUGCGCAUAUAACUGUAAAGAAAAUCUUUGUUGGAGGCAUCAAAGAAGACACAGAAGAGUCGCACCUUAGGGAUUACUUCCAGCAGUUUGGCAAAAUCGAGGUCAUUGAUAUCAUGACCGAUCGCAGCACUGGAAAGAAGAGGGGCUUUGCUUUUGUCACCUUUGACGACCAUGAUUCAGUGGAUAGGAUUGUCAUUCAGAAAUACCACACAAUAAACUCUCACAACUGUGAAGUGAGGAAGGCCCUCACGAAGCAGGAAAUGCAGAGUGCAGGAAUGGGAAUGAGAGGAGGACGUAACAGCGGGGGAAGACCAUAUGAUUACGACAGAGGCUUCAGCCAAGGCGGCAGGGGCAGAUACGGAGAUGGUCCUAAUAACUGGAAUGACGGUGGUUACGGAGGUGGUCCUGGUGGUCCCGGUGGCUAUAACAAUGGUGGCAACAGAGGUUAUAGCCAAGGUUACAACCAGGGUGGCAGCGGCGGUGGAGGUGGCGGCGGAGGCUAUGGUGGAAAUGGUUACGACAACAACGGUUAUGGUAACUGUGGUGGUGGUGGUGGAGGCGGUGGCAGUAACUACAACAACAUGGGCCAUUAUGACCCCCAGGCCUCUAACUUUGGCCCAAUGAAGAACAACUUUGGCGGCGGCGGCGGUGGUGGGGGUGGUGGCGGCAGGAGCUUUGGUGGCUAUGGUGGCGGCUCUAACAAUCCUGGUGGCUAUGGCCGCCCAGGGCGAUUCUAAGAUGAGAAGUGGACUGAGUACUUAGGAGAGGAGAGCAAGGAGAGGAGAGCAAGCGAAGUGACAGGGCAGCUGCAGGUUUACCUCCUAAAUCUGCUCAGCCAAACAGUUGUGGCAGGUUACAGCUGCUACAAGAAGAGAUGUACAGUAGAUAAAUCAUGGAGGGCCUUCAAUUAAACUUUUGUCUUCUGUUUUUCUUUCAUCAAAAUGUGUUUUAAAAAAAAAAGCAUUCCAAUGAGGGUUUUAUGUUUAUCUUUAAGUCUGGUUUUUAUUUGUAACUGCAUCUAAUCAAUCUGAAAUAAACCACCUUUCAGUUUUUUAA
Molecule: messenger RNA, 1490 nt
Organism: Girardinichthys multiradiatus
Lineage: Eukaryota; Metazoa; Chordata; Actinopteri; Cyprinodontiformes; Goodeidae
Product: heterogeneous nuclear ribonucleoprotein A1-like
Exons: 10
Coding region: 143-1171 (342 amino acids)
Molecular function (GO): RNA binding
Source: RefSeq, a predicted model, not a curated record